Molecule: messenger RNA, 956 nt
Organism: Musa acuminata subsp. malaccensis (wild Malaysian banana)
Lineage: Eukaryota; Viridiplantae; Streptophyta; Magnoliopsida; Zingiberales; Musaceae
Product: transcription factor MYB46-like
Source: RefSeq, a predicted model, not a curated record
CACUGCAACGAGAUCUGGAAACAGGAUCCGGCCAUCAUGAUGAGGAAGAAUGAGCUGACCGGCGACAGCACCAACGUCGACGGAAACAGCAAGCUGCGGAAAGGACUGUGGUCACCGGAGGAGGACGAGAAGCUGAUGAACUACAUGCUCAGGAACGGGCAAGGUUGUUGGAGCGACGUGGCGAGGAAUGCGGGCUUGCAGCGGUGCGGGAAGAGCUGCCGCCUCCGCUGGAUCAAUUACCUGAGGCCUGAUCUCAAGCGCGGCGCGUUCUCCCCCCAAGAAGAAGAGCUCAUCGCCCACCUGCACUCCAUCCUCGGCAACAGGUGGUCUCAGAUUGCGUCACGUUUGCCUGGGCGGACUGAUAACGAGAUCAAGAACUUUUGGAACUCCACCAUCAAGAAGAGGCUAAAGAACUCAACCAACACCGGAGAUCCAAAUCCCAAAGCAGCAAUUGGAAGCUUCGCCGGUGCAAAGGAGCACCAGAGGCAGUCCGUGUACACGCACUCAUCACCACCUUCGUCUUCUUCUUCCUCGUCCGUGCAUGGCUUCUCUGUAGGGAACCAGUACGACCUCCUGCCCCUUCCCGGCGCCGCAGGUUGUGGCGUGACCAGAGUAGAAGACUCCUACUUCCACGAACCACAAGAUUUAGCUCAAGUUGGCAUGGAGAUGGCGAUGGUGAAGGGAGGCCUCAUGGGUGCAGGAUGCGAGCUGUUCGUGCCCCCUCUCGAGAGCAGUCAAGAAGAGAACGCCAUGAACGAUACGAGUGGCGUUGAUGUGAGUGAUGGUGGUGGAGUGUUUUGGGAGGGUGAGAACAUGAGAGUGGCGCAGUGGGAGUUGGGAGACUUGAUGAAGGAUGCGUCCUUCCCCUUUCCUUGGUUUCUAAGUUGAAUGAUGGGGCGUUGAUUCAACAGAUAUCACCUCCAUCUGAGCCUCCAUAUACAUAUAUAUACUUCAAA